Plasmodium adleri (nom. inval.) is the source of this 279-nucleotide messenger RNA. Its product is annotated as mitochondrial import inner membrane translocase subunit TIM9, putative. The record is from RefSeq and is a predicted model, not a curated record. The coding region runs from base 1 to 279 and encodes 92 amino acids. NCBI's taxonomy places the organism in Eukaryota, Apicomplexa, Aconoidasida, Haemosporida, Plasmodiidae. The transcript has a single exon.
AUGGAGAAGUCUUUAGAUUUGAGUGCUUUUAAUAAAUCUGACAGAGAUAAAAUAUUGAAAAAAAUAAACAAAGCAGAAUAUGAAGAUACUAUGAAUACAUAUAAUUCAAUUGUAGAAAGAUGUUUCAAUGAAUGUAUUACAUCUUUUCGUUCUAAAGAAUUAGAUAAUAACGAAAAUAAUUGUAUAUUAAAUUGUGUCAAAAAAUUUUCCAUCUUCUCACAAAGAAUUGGUAUGAAGUUUACACAAAAUUUGAAUAAUGAAAUGCAAAAGAAAACAUAA